CAUUUUGGUGUUUUUUUAUUUGUUCAUUGUCUUCUCGAACAGUUUCAGAAACAAUAUUUAUUUUUGAUGAUAGACGAACUUAGCCACCUGAGUUACCUCACCACAUACUAUAGUGAACUUACCAUGAAACAAUUUAUCGAGCCCGAUGCAGAAUAUGUACCUUUCCGGAAUUUUUUCCGCUUUUUACGUGAUUUGUUGAUGACAGGGAAGGUAAUCGUCUAUUUGGCAGGCAGGACAUCUCAAAUCUCAGCCCGUAUGUCUGAUGCUCGCUCCAGUAGCAUGAGCCUCGAUAUGUUGCGAUUGAAUCCUUUUAACCUCAACGAUAUUAAUGAAUAUCUUGAGCUGGCAAUUUAUAGUGGAAAGACCUUGAAGGACUGGUUAUUGCCCUCAGAUGGCUUGCAACAUCGAUUCGCAGAAUUAUUAAAAAAGAAGACAGGAGGUAUUCCGUUGAUUUUAAAGAAUACUUUAGUAGCCCUAGCAGAGAAAGCUGCAGACUUGUCGCAACCUGUUAUCAACGAUGACAAUAUGGAAAGUGUGUUAGAUGAUAUUUUUCACUCUGUAGUACGAAAGACAACAACGUUUAUUGUUCCGGAGAUAUUAGAUUCUGCAACCCUUCUUCGAUAUCAAUUUGUUCUUUUCAAUUAUCAGCUCGGGACAGUUUUUCCAAUCAACUUUGCAAUUGCUCUAUGUGGAACGACAACUUAUUUGAUGGAUUUGGUUGCAACUUUUGGGUUUUACUCUGAAGUUUUGGGCGAGGAAUUCAAGAUUGGUUGUUGUGAAUUUAUAUUGCGAGCUCAUAGCAACUAUAAAUUUUUCCGUGAGGCUACUGAACUUUUUCCUUUAUCUCCGUUUAGUUAUAUUCCCGACACUUCAACAUCAAAAGGAGUCUUCUUUGAAUUUGUAUUUAUGAAGAUCUUUCGUUUUCGCUUAUUAGCUUUUCUUCAUUCUAGUUCCUCGCCUAUUGUACAUUCUGCUAUUCCAGGAUUUUUCCAGGGUUCUUUUAUUGAACAGGACAAUGUUUCUUAUUCUAUGGAAUCAACAAAAUCUUAUGAUAUACCCAUCUUGAGAAAUGUCUCUGGUUCAUUUUCUGUUCAUUAUAGGGAUUAUUUACAACGUUGUGGUAUUUUUGUUCCAAAGGAUGGCAAUUCUAGUGGUCCUGAUGCAUUUGUUGUAUUCCAUAAUGGACAAACACGUUAUGUUGUUGGAUUUUCAUUCAAAUUUUAUCACAAAACUGAAUUUUCGAAAACAAAUAUUGAGGAGGAAGCCGAACAUUUUUUUAAGGGAGUUGUUUCCGUUUUGAAUGACGAAUCUUUUUCAUCUGUUCAACUUCGUUUUCAGUUUGUGGUAGUAUGUACUAGAUAUGAUCGAUCUGUAGGUUUCUCUACCGAAGAACAUAAUAUUGUUGAAGAUGCAAGUCGUUUUGUGACUCAACAUUCUUCGGGAUCAACUUUGAAUGAAAGUAGUCGAUCAUGUCUGCAAUUGGUAAUUGUUUCUCAAAGGAACCUUGAAGUGUAUUUGGGACGAGAUAAUGUCGAAACGUUGAGGAAAAUUGGGAAAGCAAACCGAGGAGAGUUUUCUAAAAACUUUUCAGUAUGGUGUGAAACUGUUUUUGAGUCGAUGUCCAAUGCAUAUGUUUCGUCUUUGGAGCAAUCAAAUGUUAUUUCAAGAGUGGCUCGAAAUAUAAGACCGAGAACCAAUGAGGAGAAUAGGAUGCAAGUGGAAGAGCUUCAAAGUGCUAUGCAAGUGGAAGGAGGAGAUGCACGAAGCGAACAAAGGGUUGCAGCAUCGAGUUCUUUGUCUUCGUCAUUUGAUUGGAAUACUUUCUUAAGAGACCGUUGUGGUCUUUCUGAAGAGGAUGUUGCCUAUUGUUUUAGGAAACUUUCAAGGUUUGGCAGAGUUUCGCUUUCCAGACUUAAUGAAGAUUCAUUACUUCGCAUGGGUAUCAAUGAUCCCAUCGUAAUAGCCAAACUGCUUAGUGGCAUUACUGAAGAGUUUUCUUAGUAACUUUAGAAUAUGAACGGAUCCAUUAACCGUAUUUUUUUUCUUAAAGUCAUGGAAAGAAUAAAUAAAGUUUGGAGGAAGCUCUCACUGUCGGAAACUAGUUGGGUUGAUAUGAAAUUGACACUGUCGUUAUUUUAGAAUACUAACUAGGAACUUUUUCCUUAAAUGGGCAUUGUUGAACCUCAACUGACAAGCUUUUAUAUCUUAUUGCAAAGAGUUCAAGUCAUUCCUUUAUUAAGUGCAGAACGAUUUUCUUAUGACGACGAACAUUCAAAAGAAACUUUUGGGAAAGGAACAACAUCAGUGUGCUUAUAUGACAAAGUAUCGUUUAAGGUUCUGCGAGGACUAAAAGAAUUCACGGCCUCUUACUUUUUUGAAUGGUCUUGUCUCAUGAAUAAAUGGAGUUAUGCUGCAGGUCACUCGAAUAUACUCAUAACAGAUGAAAGUUCCAUUUGAGAAUAUUUUGUGCAAGAAAGAGAAAGGGAUUACUUGUCUUCCAAACAACUCUACAAACUGCUACUCGAAAGAAAUAGACUCGAUAAAAUGGCUUACAACUGGAAGCAAUGCAAAAUCACUUUUUAGAGAAUCUAUUCUUUGACAAAGAAACUGAGAGAGCUUUACCAGGAAGAAUUAUCAUUAGCCAAAAUGAUUUCUUCAAUGUUUCUUAUUUGGUU
Messenger RNA from Galdieria sulphuraria, 2675 nucleotides. RefSeq names its product archaeal ATPase. The record is from RefSeq and is a predicted model, not a curated record. The coding region runs from base 67 to 2001 and encodes 644 amino acids. NCBI's taxonomy places the organism in Eukaryota, Rhodophyta, Bangiophyceae, Galdieriales, Galdieriaceae. The transcript has a single exon.